AUGGUUCAGGAAAAGGAAACAGUCCAUCAGCUAGAAGACUCCAAGGUUACCGCCACAGACGAGGAAAUCAGCGCUGCCAAUGCGGCCUUUGCUGCUGCCCUGGGUCAGAAUGCCCCUAACCCAUGGGGACGGGGGCAUAUUGCCCUUUACGGCUGCUGUCUUGUCGUGUAUCUUUGUUCGACCAUGAACGGUUACGAUGGCUCCCUCAUGGGCAGUAUAAAUGCUUUACCCAACUAUCUCCACUACUACGACGUUUCCGAGAAUGAACAGGCGGGGACGGGGAUCGUCUUUGCCAUCUUCCAGGUCGGACAAAUGACAGGCGCUCUGUUUGUUUGGUUGGCAGACUGGAAAGGAAGAAAGCUGCCAAUAUUUCUCGGCUGUGCAGGCGUGAUUGUCGGGACGAUCGUCACUGCCACAGCUAAGACGUUGGCUAUAUUCAUUGGUGGGCGCUUCCUGCUGUCGUUCUUCUGCACCUGGGCUACAACUGCCGCACCAAUGUACGUCGUCGAGAUCGCACCACCUCUGUACCGUGGUACUGUAUCCGGGCUCUAUAACACCCUUUGGUAUAUGGGUUCAAUCAUCGCCACCUUUGCCGUCUACGGGACGCAUCUCCAUUUUACUUCAAACCUAGACUGGCGGCUGCCCCUAUGGCUUCAGCUACUCUGCCCGGGCAUUGUUUGUCUCACAGUCUGGUUUCUUCCAGAAUCUCCUCGUUUCUUGGUCGCCACCGAUCGUCUCGAAGAAGCCCGCGAUUUCGUUGUGAAAUACCAUGCAAAUGGCGAUAGUUCACAUCCAAUCGUCAACCUCGAACUCAACGAAAUUCAACACAACUUACGCGAUGUCCCAUUGGCUUCGUGGAGCAACUUCUUUGAUCUUCGUAUUCUCGUCAAGUCUCGCUCGAGGCGAUAUCGAAGCAUGCUGAAUCUGGCCUGGAGUUGGUUUGGCCAGUUCUCUGGAAACAAUGUGAUAUCUUACUAUCUGCCCUUGCUGCUUACCAACGUCGGGGUCACGGACACGAACACAGUGCUCUUGCUCAACGCAGUGUAUGCCUUGACUGGCUGGAUUGCCGCCGCUGCUGGAGCUCGAUUCCACGAUGUCUUUGGACGGCGUAAAAUGAUGCUGGGCUCCACCUUUGGCAUGAUCAUCUGCUUAUCCAUCACCGCAGGCACUGCAGCGGGAUACGUCAAUACCGGAUCUAAAAGCUCAUCCGAUGCGAGCAUCGCCUUUAUCUACAUCUUCGGUGUGGUCUUCGCCUUCGCCUACACCAGCAUGCAGCCCAUAUACCCUGCUGAAGUCAUGUCGAACGAAAUGCGAGCCAAAGGCAUGUGGCUCUUCCAAUUCACGGCUGGCCUCGCUUCAUUUGUCAACACCUUCGCCGCCCCGGUCGCCUUGAAGAACAUCAAGUACUGGUUUUAUGUCUUCUUCGUGUUUUGGGAUUGCUUUGAGUUCCUGUUCAUCUACUUCUUCUUUGUGGAAACCAAAGGGAGGACUCUUGAGGAAUUGGAUGAGGUGUUCGAAGCGAAGAAUCCGAGGAAAGCAAGUACGAUGAAAGUUAUGGUGAGACGGCGAGAGAUUGUGGGCAAGGACGGUGCCCGCGAUGUCGAAGUCUCGAGAGUCGACCAGCUCGCUUGAAUCGCUGCCUCAGUCUGGUUGUGACUUCAUUCUAGCAGAUUCUGCUGGAGGUUGAUUUGGAUGCCAGCAUGGAUUGGUCAUGAGGAAUGGAUCAUGGGUGUUAGCAACGUGACGGCCGCCAUCCAUGGAGGGACUCAAUGAGGGAAUAUCAGGCGGGGAGGAACAGCACCAAAGAUAUUGUCAGGCACAUUAAUGAGGAACGAGCUAGCUGGAA
Messenger RNA from Cladophialophora immunda, 1846 nucleotides. RefSeq lists its product as uncharacterized. The transcript has 6 exons. Gene Ontology annotation, molecular function: carbohydrate:proton symporter activity. NCBI's taxonomy places the organism in Eukaryota, Fungi, Ascomycota, Eurotiomycetes, Chaetothyriales, Herpotrichiellaceae. The coding region runs from base 1 to 1632 and encodes 543 amino acids. Gene Ontology annotation, biological process: carbohydrate transport; transmembrane transport. The record is from RefSeq and is a predicted model, not a curated record. Gene Ontology annotation, cellular component: membrane.